Quercus lobata is the source of this 843-nucleotide messenger RNA. RefSeq lists its product as uncharacterized. The record is from RefSeq and is a predicted model, not a curated record. The transcript has 2 exons. Bases 1 to 843 code for a protein of 280 amino acids. Lineage: Eukaryota; Viridiplantae; Streptophyta; Magnoliopsida; Fagales; Fagaceae.
AUGGAGGAAAUGAAAGAGAAUAUGAGAAGGGCGAAUCCGAUAGAAGAUUUGGUUCACAGAACUGAUUCCCCCUUUACGGCUUCCAUCAAUGGUCACCCCCUAUCAUCAAAGUUCAAGUUGCCUUCUCUGGAUUCAUAUGAUGGAACACGUGACCCGUUUGAUCACAUAGCCACUUUCAAGACCAUCAUGCAUCUUCAAGGGGUGCCUGAUGAGAUAAUGUGUAGAGCCUUCCUUACCACCCUUAAGGGUCCGGCGCGAGUUUGGUUCAGCAAAAUACCCCCAAAUUCGGGAGAGAACGAGAGCCUUCGGUCAUUCAUCACCCGUUUCAACAGAGAAGCCCUUAGUGUGGAUGAAGCAGAUGAUAAACUCCUAUUGGUGGCCUUCCAUAAUGGGGUGAAUUCGGAUCUGUUCAUACACAAACUCUAUGAAAAAGAGCCCCAGUCCAUGGCCGAACUCGUCCAUUCGGCUCAGAAUUUUAUGAAUGCAGAAGACGCGAUCAUUGCUAAGAAGAGGAAGAGGUCUGAAAGAAUGGACGCAAAUCCCAGUCGCCAUCACGAGCAAGGUACUCGUCCAAAGAAGGGACGGACGGAGGAAAGGAGAGACCGAGAAAGUAAGAAGCCAGGCCCUUCAGUACGGAACCAGCAAUAUACCCCUUUAAACGCUCCACUUGAGCAAGUCCUUAUGCAAAUCAAGGAUGAUCAUUUCCUGAAAUGGCCAGAGAAAAUGAAGGGAGAUCCCAACAAGCGCAAUAGGAACAAGUAUUGUCGCUUUCAUAGGGAUUAUGGUCAUGACACAGACGAGUGUUUUGAUUUAAAGCAACAAAUUGAAAAUCUUAUAAAGUAA